AUGGUCAAGAGCGCGAUUGCGUCUGCCAAUCCUAAAACGCUACAUGAGUUGGAAACUUUGGUGGAUAACUUCCUACUUCAAUACCGAAAUGCAACACACACAAUCACCAAGGACAGCCCGGCAAUGCUUUUUAAAUCCAGACGCUUGCGAUCCUCCGUACAGUGCCUUGACUUCAAUGACGUCGUAUACUUCUGUGGUAAUGAUUUGCCACCCGCGUCUGGUAUAGUCACACGACAAGUGGGCCAAGCCACGGUGGAAAUUACUGACUUGAAUGAUGUUACUGUGCACAAGCGACACGUGGACCAAAUCCACUUCAAACCAUCCACAGAUCAGCGGCAUCAAAAUACAAGCGAGGGAGACAAUCAGGUAAAUACCUCGUCAAAACAACCGACGGAGCCGCAUCAGUCAGAUGCGCAGACACAGCCAUUCAAAACGCAAGGACACCACCAGGAACCUGCGGAGCAAACGAUUGCAGUCUGCAGGUCUGGUGAUAGGAUAAACUCGGGUUAG
This is a messenger RNA of Echinostoma caproni, 510 nucleotides long. The record is from the annotation of a GenBank genome assembly. Lineage: Eukaryota; Metazoa; Platyhelminthes; Trematoda; Plagiorchiida; Echinostomatidae.